AUGCCGCCGAAACACGACAGCUGCUGUUCAUGUUGCUCAGGCUUCAUAAUAACCACGGGCCUAACCGCUCUCUUUAUAUGGCUAAGCAUCCGAGUAGACGAACCCAAAUGUUACCUCGACUACAUUUACGUUCCUGCCCUCAACAAAACCCUCAAUUCCACUUCAAACUCCACCUUCCUCUUCACUCUAAAACUCGUCAACCCCAACAAAGACAAAGGUAUCCAAUACGACGCCGUUCAGCUCCGUUUCGGUCUUUUCAAAGAUCUCAACACUACUCGCUCACUCGGUAACGCUACUGUUGGGAGAUUCUAUCAGGGGCAUGAGAAAACGGCUAAGAAGCCCGGCUUGGUGGUGGUGAACGGCGUUGGGAAUUUGACGGAGAGGGUUAACGGGAAGGUUUAUUUCCGGGUGGAUUUUGUGACGGCGGUGAAGUAUAAGAUCUUGCUGUGGUAUACGAAACGGGAUCAGUUAUGGGGAGGGGCAAAUUUGGAAAUUGGAGAUUUGGGGGAGAAAGUGGGGAAGAAAGGUGUUAGACUUGGGAACUCGCCGGUGAUGAUUGAGUCCGGCGCAUUGAAGCUGUACGGAGGCUAUCGUGCGCUUCUGAUAUUUUUGGUUGGGUGUACUGCGCUUGGGUUUACUUGA
Molecule: messenger RNA, 642 nt
Organism: Vicia faba (fava bean)
Lineage: Eukaryota; Viridiplantae; Streptophyta; Magnoliopsida; Fabales; Fabaceae
Source: the annotation of a GenBank genome assembly